AUGCCUCGCGAAAACAAAAAGCGAGGUCGCCGCGAGGAGGCCAAAAAUAAGCGAAAACACGAAGAAGGCGAUUCACAGACUUCGAAACGAUUCAAAGCCGCCGACCAACAUGAGGAUGCACAAAUCGACCAAGUCGAUGUCAGAGGGAAUGCUGGCGACGACUUUAUAAGUUUUGGGCCUUCCCAUGGUGACGAUUAUCCUCAGGAACUCCAGGGAGAGGAUCAAUUCCACGGUCUUCUCGAUCCCCAAGAACAGGAAUACUACUCAAAUGUGAACGGCAAAAUUGUUGCGAAUGACUUCGAGUCGGAUGAAGAUCGUGCAAUCUUCAUCGAGGCAGUAUAUCGAGAAACAGAAGGCAAAGAGCUCAAGGUAGCCUCUAGCCAGUCUUGUUCGAGAUACUUGGAGAAAAUCAUCAUGUUGUCGACCUCCGAUCAGCUGCGAAGACUUUUCAGCAAGUUUCUCGGCAAUCUCACGUAUCUUGUCCGUCAUCGAUUCGGCAGUCACUGUUGCGAGACGCUGUUCUUAGAGACAGCACAGCGAAUUGGUGUAUCACAGCGAGAAAGUGAUGACGAAGACAACCUACCUACGAUUGAGCAACUAUUCUUACAGGCCGCAGAGGAGUUAAAGCCCAAUCUUGGAUUUCUUCUAACGGAGAAAUUCGCGUCUCAUACCCUCCGAGUGCUGUUUCUUGUUUUGUCGGGCGAGCCGCUGGAUGACGAAUCGACCAAGACGAUUCUUGCCAGCAAGAAGAAAGAAAAGCUGGAAGCCCCGGUGCCGAAGGCCGACAGCAAUACCGGAUCAAAGAGGCGUGUACCCAAAUCAUUCAACAAGGCGCUCGCGGAAACCAUUGAGGGCUCGGUCUCUUCAAUUGACACCACAUACCUCAGAGCACUCGCGACGCAUCCCACCGGAAAUCCUGUUCUGCAAUUACUAUUGAGACUGGAGUUGACGUUGUAUGGGAAACAGCACCAGUCGGAGAAGAUGUCCGUGUUCAAGAAAUUGUUACCCGACGAGGAUCUCGAAGAAGAGUCCGAGAGCGCCAAGUUCAUUUCCGGGUUGAUAUACGACCCAGUCGGUUCACACCUGGUGGAAAUCCUUGUCGUGCACCUGUCCGGCAAGACCUUCAAGAAACUCUACAAGAACGUUCUGAAAUCCCGUCUCAAGAGCAUGUCCAGGAAUGAGACGGCAAGCUAUGUGGCGAUCAAGAUUCUGGAACGACUAGGCAAGGACGAUCUCCAGGAAGCGAAGGAGAUGAUCAUGACCGAAGUCCCUGGCUUGGUACAGCGGCGAAGGCUUGGAAUCAUCAAGGUCCUUGUGGAACGCUGUACAGUGCGCCACGUAGAUCUGAACGACGUCGCCGCACUCAUUGAAUCUGGAGUUGGAGAUGACAAGACGACUUUCCUUCCGAGAUUGCUGGGAAUGGAAAUCUCAAAAGAGUCUACUGGAGCGGAGGCGGACGCCGAACGGAAAAAAUCUGCUCCAGCCCAAAAGGCAGACGUACACGCCUCGCUACUCGCUCAGGCGAUGCUGCAGACUCCCUCUGCACGCCAACCAAUCCACGACAGCCUGCUUGCAGUCGAAAUUUCGUUCUUGGUUCAGAUGUGCAAGGACCCAGCUGCGUCCCGACUCAUCCAAGCCGCCCUCGCUCCUACCGACACAAACGCACAGUUCCGACGACAGUUCAUACCUCGGUUCCACGGCCACAUCGUCGAUAUCGCGCAGAACCUCAGCGGCUCGUACGUGGUCGACCUUCUCUGGUCGGCAACUGACGGGCUCUUUUUCCUCAAAGAGAAAAUCGCAAGGGAACUCGCAGACGACGCAAGCCAGCUUAGAGAGUCACCGGUCGGUAGAAACGUUUGGAGAAACUGGGCUAUGGACAUGUACUCGAGACGGCCAGGCGAAUGGCGAGCUCUGGCAAAGGGCCAGACAAAGGCGGCGACGGCUUCAGACGAAGCUGCGGCGUCGAGGGAAGAAAGGAAUGGACACCCACAGCCUCAGCAGCAGCAGCAGCAGCAGCAGCAGAAGAAAAAGUCCGGCCUCGAACUGGCGCGGGAAAGGUAUGCGCAGAAACAAAUGCACGGAGCAAAGCAGAAGACUCCGGCGACGUCUGCGAAUGCCACCAUUGUGCGGACGAAUGCAUAG
Messenger RNA from Exophiala spinifera, 2142 nucleotides. RefSeq lists its product as uncharacterized. Gene Ontology annotation, biological process: ribosomal small subunit export from nucleus; endonucleolytic cleavage in ITS1 to separate SSU-rRNA from 5.8S rRNA and LSU-rRNA from tricistronic rRNA transcript (SSU-rRNA, 5.8S rRNA, LSU-rRNA); endonucleolytic cleavage in 5'-ETS of tricistronic rRNA transcript (SSU-rRNA, 5.8S rRNA, LSU-rRNA). Gene Ontology annotation, molecular function: RNA binding. Gene Ontology annotation, cellular component: nucleolus; preribosome, small subunit precursor; 90S preribosome. The record is from RefSeq and is a predicted model, not a curated record. The transcript has a single exon. NCBI's taxonomy places the organism in Eukaryota, Fungi, Ascomycota, Eurotiomycetes, Chaetothyriales, Herpotrichiellaceae. Bases 1 to 2142 code for a protein of 713 amino acids.